Molecule: messenger RNA, 1200 nt
Organism: Pelobates fuscus (common spadefoot toad)
Lineage: Eukaryota; Metazoa; Chordata; Amphibia; Anura; Pelobatidae
Exons: 6
Coding region: 121-795 (224 amino acids)
Source: RefSeq, a predicted model, not a curated record
GAGGCUUGAGACGCAAAGCUCCGCCCCCGGCUGUCCUACACUGGGCUCCCAGCACUGAGUCUGCUGGCUGCUGUCUGGGCUGAGGGUCAGUGUUCAUUUGAAAACUUCACAAAGAUAGCAAUGGCAGGCAGCCUCUUCCAGUGUGAAGAUACUGAAAAGUGGUUGAAGGUGUCUAAUGUUUAUUGGGAUGUCGUAUCGGCAAAGGGAGUAAAACAGAAGAAACUCCUAGUGCUGGACAAGUGGUACCAGGAAGAGCUUCCUUCUUCUGUUGCAUCGCGCCCUCAGAAAUUCUUAUAUCUGGAAGAGCUGAUUAAACUAAUGGAGUGGAAAUUAUUGAGGGGCAAGUUCCGGCCUCGUCUGCAGCAGCUGGUGUCUACCAACCCAGCAGAGACUGUGGAGAGCUGUACUCGCAAGGCCUUUCAGCUUCUACCUGAUGUGUCUGGUGCCAUCAAUGAGCUCUGCCAGCUGAAGGCCAUUGGCCCUGCCACUGCUUCAGCCAUUCUGGCUGCUGGGUCCCCGGAGUUGACCGCAUUUAUGGCAGAUGAAGCUGUAGAGAGUAUUCCUGGUCUCGUCCCCAUACAGUACACCUUGAAACAUUAUCUGCGCUUCCUAGAGGCUUUAUGCCAAAAAGCCACAACGUUGGGCAAAGCGUCCGGCGAGACAUGGACCCCCCACCGUGUGGAGCUAUGCCUCUGGGUGUGGAAAGUGGCCCAGAAACUAUGUCCAGAUGUCUUGGAGUCCUUGGAAAAUGCUGAAAAUUAUGAAAGGCCGUCUAAGAAACUGAAAACCAAGUAAAUAGCAAGAAUGUGGAGGAGCCAUGGCUUUUCAUGUUCUGAGUUUACUGAGCGAGUCUAUAUUGGAUGCACCAUUGCCUUAAGAGGAAACCAAACCACUCAGCAGAAUCCACUUUGAACAAAACGUGGGAGUAGUUUGACAGGAUGGCCCUUUUCAAACACUGCCAUUACACACUGGGGGGGAAACAAAGAGUACAGUCUGAGUAACUGAAAAUGAGCACCUCGAAAAUUGGAGUGAAUGGUCACUUUUCCACCUGCUCUUCUUUAGCGAGGUAGAUGAGCGAUCUUAUGCAAUAAGGCAGUACACUGUUACCGGCUUAUUAUCAUACACUGGUACCGACUUAUUAUCAUACACUGUUACCGGCUUAUUAGAAUACACUGUUAACUUUCAGUGGGAGAGGAGGGG